AUGGCCAAGCACCACGAGCCGCUCAAGGCCCUCGCGCCCAUUGACUGGGCCGAGGUGCCGCAGGAGGACGGCGGCCUCGACGGGUUCCUGAACGGCGUCUUUGCCGAGGCGCAGGUCGUGGUCGACUCGAUCCCCUCGACGACGACGACGACGAGCGGCAGCAACAGCACUACGGCUACCGGACGCGCCCGCGCGCAGACCGACUCGGCCGUCUUCUACAGCGGCGCAGCAGCAGCAGCAGCAACAGCCAAGGAUCAAUCACCGUCAUCGUCGGCAGGCCCAUCGGCGGAGCAGCGCGAGCAGCUCCGCAAGGAGUGGAAGGAGGUCAAGGUCAACCCGCGCGACAACCCGCUGGGCAUCACCGUGUACAAGCUGGCCGGCAAGGACGGGCGCGGCGCGUGGUUCGCCCGGCGCAGCGUCCACGAGGGCCUGUCCUUUGACCGCUGGAAGGCCGGCCUGGAGCGUGAGUUUGCCGAGACGAUGAAGGUCCAGGGGUCGCCGGGGAGUGGCAACAUUCGCGGCAUUGGCGCCGACAGGAGCGUCGAGCACAAGGUCCUUGAUGGCGCGGGGCACCUGAAUGUCUUCCAACUCUCUGCCCAGUUCCCCGGGCCGACCUCGCCGCGAGACUUCAUCACUCUUCUCCUGACCACUGACACCAUUCCGGGAAGACCGCCGCCGUCGCAGGAACAACAGAAGAAGCAGCACGGACCCCGCCCCUUGCGCCAGUACAUGAUUGUGUCCAAGCCGUGCACGCAUCCGGGCUGUCCGCCGCGCCAGGGCAUCAUCCGCGGCCAGUACGAGUCCGUCGAGAUCAUCAGGGAAGUCCCCGGCGAGAGCAUGGCGGGCAAGCGGUCCUUCUCGCACGCCGACCUCACGUCCGACGACGCCACGCGGAGGGUCAGCUUCGCCAAGCCCCCGGCCGAGGGCGACCACGACGGUGGCGACGGCGAAGACGGCCCCCGCGCCGUCGAGUGGCUCAUGGUGACGAGGAGCGACCCCGGCGGCAGCGUCCCGCGCUUCAUGAUCGAGAAGGGCACACCGCCGGGCAUCGUGGGCGACGCCGGCAAGUUUCUCAAAUGGGUCACCGCCAUGGACCCUUCCAAAGAGUCGGAGCCGGGAGCUGUCCAACACAACGGAGAGAAACAACAUCUCUCCCCGGCCGAUGCGCGCAAUAGACCAUCAAAUCAGCAACACGUCAACGCCGCCAACCGCACGCAGGACGAAGCGGGUACCGGCGGCGACGACGACGACGAGGGAAUCCCCAGCAGCAAUGGCAUAUACGGCAUCAUUGCCGGCGCAUUCGGGGCCGCCACGUCGGUCGCGUACGGCCUGCGUCAGCAAUUCAGCAGCCCCCUCGGAUUCAGCACCAGCCAAGAGAGCGUCGCGGAAGACCAGACGAAGCAGGAGGGCGCAGAGGGCGACGACGACAACGGCUCCGAGAGCGACGCGUCGUCGACGCACAGCUUCAGCUCCGCCAUGGAGCGGUACAUGACGGCGGACAUGGGCGGCGGCGACAGCAUCAACGGCAGCCACUCGUCCGAGUCGCGGUCGCAGUCCAAGACCAACGGCAACAACAACAACAACCCCCUGGAGAAGGAGCUGCUCAAGCUCACGGAGCGGCGGCGCAAGCUCGACGAAAACUACGCCAAGAUGCAGGAGCGGCUGGAGAGCCGGCGGCAGGGCGACAAGGACAAGGACGCGGCGGCGCUGGCCAAGGCGCGCGAGAAGCACGACCGCGAGCUGGCCAAGCAGGAGGCCAAGUACCGGCGCGAGAUGCGCAAGCUCGAGGAGAAGCGCGAGCACGAGGAGCGCAAGGCCGAGGCGCGCCGCCGCAAGACGCUCGAGCGCGAGGAGAAGAGCAGCCUGCAGCUCGAGCUGGACCGCGCGCGCGCAGACCGCGACGUCGCCCGCAAGCAGCUCGAGCUGCUGCAGGGGCAGGUCGGCGAGCUGCAGCGCGAGAACACGAUGCUCGUCGCGCGCCUCGGCCGCCUCGGCGCCAUCAACAGGGAGGACUCGGCCUCGUCCCGGGAGCUGUCCAUCAAGAGCCUCGGCAAGUCGGACAGGGCGGCCUCGUCGUAG
This is a messenger RNA of Purpureocillium lilacinum, 2079 nucleotides long. RefSeq names its product SNF1-interacting protein. The record is from RefSeq and is a predicted model, not a curated record. NCBI's taxonomy places the organism in Eukaryota, Fungi, Ascomycota, Sordariomycetes, Hypocreales, Ophiocordycipitaceae.